Pocillopora verrucosa is the source of this 1589-nucleotide messenger RNA. Its product is annotated as diphthine methyl ester synthase-like. Gene Ontology annotation, biological process: protein histidyl modification to diphthamide. The record is from RefSeq and is a predicted model, not a curated record. Lineage: Eukaryota; Metazoa; Cnidaria; Anthozoa; Scleractinia; Pocilloporidae. Gene Ontology annotation, molecular function: diphthine synthase activity.
UUAUGUUUACUGCGCUUGGUUUUCAAUCGAAUUCCAUCGAACAACCGCUCGUUACAUCAUGUCUACUUAAGUUACAAAUAGCCAUUUCCUUCUCAGUAUCGUUCAAGGACAACAGUAACUGUUUUAACAACCAAAAAAUGCGACAAAAUUCUUCUACUUACUAACGUCAUUCUUGGGGGCUUUCUUUGCUAACGGCAUGGUACUCCGAAAUCUGGUAUCAGCGCUGCAGGAAUCUUGAACAGCUUUUUUUCGUCAGUGCCGGCUGUGGGUGGAAUUUGAGCACAGAAUUGUCAGGCUGCACUCGGCGUAAAAUUCCAUCAUGGCGGCUGUGUGUUGAGCUCGACAGUACGCGAAAAUGUUGUACCUUGUGGGUCUUGGGUUAGGAGAUGCGAAGGAUAUCACUGUUAAAGGACUCGAAAUCGUUAAAAAGGCAGACUAUGUAUUUCUGGAGGCAUAUACAUCAAUUCUUUGUGUAGGAAAGGAAGUAUUGGAAGAAUUUUAUGGAUGCAAAAUCCAGUUGGCUGACAGAGAAACAGUGGAACAAAAUUCUGAUCUUAUUCUGGAACAUGCCAAGGAGAAAGAUGUUGCUUUCUUGGUUGUUGGAGAUCCCUUUGGGGCCACUACCCACACAGACCUGGUAUUGAGAGCUCACCAGAUGGGCAUUCAAUACCAAGUGAUCCAUAAUGCUUCUAUUAUGAAUGCAGUUGGAUGCUGUGGACUUCAGUUAUACAACUUUGGAGAGACAGUGUCCAUUGUACUUUGGACUGAUAACUGGAAACCAGACAGUUUUUAUGAUAAGAUUGCAAGUAACAGAAAACAGGGUCUUCAUACACUUUGUUUAUUAGACAUUAAAGUAAAGGAACAGUCCUUGGAGAAUUUGAUGCGGGGGAGAAAGGUUUAUGAACCUCCACGUUACAUGAGUGUAAAUGAAGCAGUGAGUCAACUUUUAGAUGUUGUGAGGAACAGAGAUUUUCAAGGAGAACCACCAGCUUACACAGAUGAUACAAUUGCUGUGGGUGUAGCACGAGUUGGCUCAGCCAAUCAGCAGAUAGUUUGCAGCAGCAUGAAGGAGCUCUUGUCACAUGACCUCGGGCCACCUUUACACUCUCUUAUUAUACCUGGACAUUUGCAUUUUAUUGAAAAAGACAUGCUUAGGAUAUUUGCUUUGAAUCCGGCUAUACUGGAUGAGAGCUGACAUCCAAGAAGACUUAAAAUAGUAUCAAUUGGAAUGCACAAGUGUACAUUUAAAGAAGCAAUGAAAUGUUUUGUGGAAUGUAACAAAAAGAAGUCCAUCUUAAUUGUCUACAUUGUUCCCAAUUCUAUCCUGUUUUUGCGCUACAUUUCAAACACAUUCUAGGGAGAUAAGACAUACCAUUCCACCUUUUAUUAACACCUUAAUGCUACAAAACUUUAUAUGAAUUAAUGUAUGGUAAUGCAUGUGACAAUGCAUAUGUGACAAUACAUGUAUGACAAUGCAUAUGUGACAAUGCUUGUGUGAUAAUGCAUGUGACAAUACGUGUGUGAUGAUGCAUGCAUGACAAUACAAUGUCUAAGCUAUCCUCCCAUAGAAAAUUUUGAAAUCAGAAAUA